Ixodes scapularis (black-legged tick) is the source of this 1635-nucleotide messenger RNA. RefSeq lists its product as uncharacterized. The transcript is spliced from 2 exons. Lineage: Eukaryota; Metazoa; Arthropoda; Arachnida; Ixodida; Ixodidae. Bases 1 to 1608 code for a protein of 535 amino acids. The record is from RefSeq and is a predicted model, not a curated record.
AUGACGGUGCAUUGCUGCGUUCCGCAGUGCAAGCAGCGCGGCAUCAGCGACAGCGACGGGAAUAAGGUAUCCUUUCAUCGCUUUCCGAGAGAUCCCACCCUCUACAAGAAAUGGAUUAUCGCAAUGAAAAGAGACGAAGGUGCUAACUUCCGCGUAAACAUGAAAUCGACGAAAGUGUGCUCCAAGCACUUCCGUACAUGUGACUUUAUACCUGGCGUGGCUAGCGGGCACAACCUCCUUAGGGACACUGCAGUACCAUCAGUGUUCGCCUUCAAACCGCAAAGCAAAGUUCGGAAGCCCCCAAAACAACGUGCACCACCACUGGUAAAGAAAAAUGACCACCCCCUGCAGUCAGUGGCACCGACAGCUCAAGCGAGUGAAGUCGUGCACCAAGACGCAGUGAUGGGCAGCAGUGAUGGAGUGGAUGCCGCUGUUGCAAGCCCAGUGGAACCGGUUCACGACUGCUCUUCACGUGCUGCAGAAGCCGAGCAUCUUGCAAGUGUAGUUGACCAGCAGAAGAGAGAAAUAGCACGGCUUCGUGAUGAAUGUGAACAGCUGAGACAGCAACUGGAAAACGCAAGGGGUGCACUACGUGAGCUUCAUGCAGAAAAAAUCCGCCUCGAGUGCCAGGUUUCGCAAGAGCAGAGAAAAUCAGCUUCCUUUUGCAUCGAGCGCUUCAAAGACUGCGAUGAAGACUUCAUGUUUUACACUGGUCUUCCGGGAUAUCAUCACUUCACAGCAUUGCUGCGUUUUCUGGACACUGGGAAAGAUGGCUGCAAUGUCUUGCGGACAGAAAGUAGCAGUGGGGAGAAUUCUUUGAGGGGCCGUAAGCGAAAACUAACCACAGAGAAUGAACUCUUUUUAGUUCUUGUGAGACUACGUCUUGGUCUCUUCGAAGCAGACUUGGCACACCGGUUUUCCAUUGCGCAGUCCACAGUGUCAAGGAUUUGCAUGUCCUGGUUGAAUUUCCUGUAUGCAAAGUUGAGCACAUUUCCCCUGUGGGCACCAAGGGAAACAACAGAUGCAAUGAUGCCAGGUGAUUUUGUUAAGAAAUAUGCAUCAACGAGGGUAAUUCUGGAUGCAACGGAGGUACAGUGCGAGGUGCCGACCUCUCCGUCGCUUCAGUCAAGCACAUACUCAAUGUACAAAUCAGCAAACACCUUUAAAGGGCUUGUCGGUGUACUGCCUAAUGGGCUUCUGGCCUUCGUGUCCGAGCUUUACACAGGAUCGACAUCAGACAGAGAAACUGUCAUAAGGAGCGGCUUUUUAGAGUUGACAUUUGAAGAGAACGAUUCUGUGAUGGCAGAUAAGGGUUUCCUCAUUGAGGAUUUGCUUGAGAGAAAAGGCGUAAAGCUGAAUCUGCCCCCUUUCUUGAGAGGCCGCACAUUCACAGAUGGACAAGUGCAAGAAACCAAAGAAAUCGCAUCUCUAAGAAUUCAUGUGGAACGUAGAAUACAAAGAAUUAAGGCAUAUCAUAUAUUCGAUCGGCCGAUACCACUGACCCUUGCCCCUGUAGCUAAUCAGAUUUGGACAGUGGCAGCUAUACUCACAAAUUUUCAGUCCCGUCUCAUAAAUCGCACAGGAAGCGCAGAUAUGAUGGCAGGCUGAAACCUAACGUGCAUAUUUAUGACAAGU